Messenger RNA from Penicillium odoratum, 1572 nucleotides. RefSeq names its product MIP/aquaporin family protein. The transcript has a single exon. NCBI's taxonomy places the organism in Eukaryota, Fungi, Ascomycota, Eurotiomycetes, Eurotiales, Aspergillaceae. Bases 1 to 1572 code for a protein of 523 amino acids. Gene Ontology annotation, cellular component: plasma membrane. Gene Ontology annotation, molecular function: water channel activity; glycerol channel activity. Gene Ontology annotation, biological process: water transport; glycerol transmembrane transport. The record is from RefSeq and is a predicted model, not a curated record.
AUGGCUGGCCCGGAGGAGACGCCCCAGCUGCGAAUGGCCCAGGAGCCGUUCGUCCAACCUGGAUAUGGCGACCUCAACCCGUCAUACGAGCAGCCUGCCAAUGCGAAGCCAGUCUGGUCUUUGGCAAAGCCUCUGCCCCGUGUGGUGCGACCAGGCAUGGUGCCGACAAAGCAGGAGCUACUUGAACAACGUGCCAACGCCCAACUGCCAGCCGAAAACUCACAGAGGUAUGGUUUGGAUGUCGACCCUAAUGACCUUGAGGAGGGAAGAAUCGCAAAAACCACCGACCCCCGGAAAAUGGCGGCGCAGGUUGAGGAUGCUCGUCUGCAGCGUGAGCAGGCCUUCAUGGAAAAGAUUCUUAAUGGUGAGGCCCAGUCUACAAGACUGGGUAGUUCGCGGCGCAUGUCCCGAACUUCCUCCACUCGCCGGAGACGUCAGUCUCGCUGGAACAACGAUCAGGAUGCGUUGUCGGCGGUUGAAGAGGGAGACUCUCAAACGACGGAGGAUGCCCCGGGAGGAAACGACUACUUCGCCAAUAACCCAAUGAACGACAUUCCGGAGCAGGAAGAGCCACCUCUGGACGAGGAUGCGGAUGAGAAGGUCCAAAUUCCCAUUUUUGAUGAUGAAGAUCACCCCGAGGAUCUGCACCCGUUGAUCGAGGAGUUGAUCGAAGAUGAAGUCCACAACAACCACACCACUUGGUCUGUUAUUCGCACCCAUCACCGUGAGGCUCUUGCAGAGGCCCUGGGCGUCUUUGUACAACUCACAAUUGGUUUCUGCGCCGAUCUUUCUGUCACGAUUAACGAUCAAGGUAACCCAAACACCACAGCUUUGGCCUGGGGCUGGGCCACUAUGAUGGGAAUAUACAUUUCUGGUGGUGUUUCCGGUGCUCACUUUAACCCGGUUAUUACUAUCAUGCUUUGGUUCUAUCGUGGUUUUCCUAAAAGCAAGAUGCCCGAGUACUUCGCUGCACAGUUCCUUGGUGCUUUCUGUGCUGCCCUGGCGGCCUACGGCGUCUACUACGAGUCCAUCCACCACUAUCUCCAAACCAAUGCCGAGUCCGGUAUCAUCACCAGUUUUGUAACCAGCCAACGUGAGACCUGGAUUGGACCAGGAACUGCAUUCGGAAAUGAAUUUUUAGGAACCGUCAUGCUCUCAUGCACUGUCUUGGCACUUGGUGAUGACCAAAACGCCCCGCCUGGUGCCGGUAUGAACUCUUUCAUUGUCGGUCUGGUUGUCACCUGCCUAUCCACGGUCUUCGCGUACCAGACCGGUGCUGCCUUCAACCCCAGCCGUGACUUCGGUCCCCGUCUCGCUCUCCUCGCUUUGGGCUACCCUGGUGAGUUGUUCCGUAACGCGUACUGGUUCUACGGACCCUGGGUUGGCGCUCUCAGUGGUGCCAUGGGAGGUGCAUUCCUGUACGACUUCUUCAUCUUCACCGGUGGUGAGUCCCCGGUUAACUACCCUUGGGAGCGGACACAGCGUGCGAUGCGGAAGAGUCGCAUGAAGUGGGGACGUCGCCUUCACAUUUCCAAAAAAGAAAAGGAGGACAACGAUGAGCCCAAAGUUUGA